Messenger RNA from Aspergillus calidoustus, 1467 nucleotides. Lineage: Eukaryota; Fungi; Ascomycota; Eurotiomycetes; Eurotiales; Aspergillaceae. The record is from the annotation of a GenBank genome assembly.
AUGGGUGAAAAGUUGAUUGGCCCCGAAUACCGAAUCCCUGUUGAGAAUGUGUACACUGGAAUCACCGCAUAUCUUCUCAAGAACUGGCAAGUAUUCGACGUCAUGGCGCUGGCCGGACAAAAGAGAAGCUUCAACCUUCCAUCCUGGGUUCCAGACUGGUCUCGGAGCCUGUCGCUACCAUCAUUGGAUGACUUUCUACGUACCAAAGAUGAUCUGGAUAAACCCGAUGACGGCACGCUAGAUUGCCCAACACGCAUCAAGUUCAAAGACCUCAGUCAAGGUGACUGUCACAUAGAGAUAGACUCGGCCACGGGUGCAAUGCAGCUUCAAGGAUUCAAGCUGUACAAAGUGUCGGGAGAGACCGUCCAGAGUCAAAACUACACACACAUUCGCAUGUCCUUGGGCGAUAUGGGCUUCUUUAUAGUCUCAAUCCCUCAGCAAGACUACCAAGUCUCUGAAAGAGACGAGCUGUUCCUUUUGAACGGAUAUAACCACCCUGUGAUUCUUCGAGAGAAACCAAGCGCAGGAAGCUAUACUUUGGCCGCCGCUUGUGCUGUCUCGAUUGGCUGCCCUGGUUCGAAACUGCUUGUACCCUGGUACCGGCGACUGAGGAUACUGCUCCCAUCUUCAAACUCUUUGACUGUAUCAGUGUUGACACCGGAAGAAGAUAACUCACUCCAGCAAUUGUAUUCGAGGAUGGACAGCACAGACCCACCCACCGCGGCUAUAUUCCGCACUAGAGCCCUAAGUUUCUUGAUGCUCGCCCAAACAGGCAUACAACGAUUCGAGAAAAGCCUUCGAGUGGACUGGAACAAAUGGAACCAAGAACUCGGCUGGAUGUUUCGCGACCAAUCUGCCAUCUGGCAAUACCUCAUCGAAACAACCCAACUAAGUACAGAUGAACGCUGUGGCGAAGGGCACAUGGACAUGCGCGGACCGGACCGCUACGCUGUCGGGAAGAAAUUUCCCUCAAGCUACACUUGGGAUCUGACCCGCUUCUGCUGGGCCUUUCUACAACCCAGAGACACAUACUCUGAGUCCGAGCUUCAGUGGUCGCCCAUGGUAGACCACUUGCGGUCCCACCGCUCCGAAAUCCAGAAAUGGGCACAAGUUACCGAACAUCUCCUGAGAGUUUUCGAAUACUCUGCCGCGGCACUCGGCGACGGUCAGUGGAGGACGUUUCCGGGCGUGCUACUUCCGCAGAGCUGGGCGUCAAACUACGAGUGCUUCCAAAGUGUUCUUAACCUGGACCAGAGUCAGCAGCUGCUCCAGCAGCGCCCGCAGCUGGGGCCAAAUUGCCUUUGGAGUAUUGCCGAGUUCGAGCGGCAUUUGCGUGCGCGCGAGGAGAUUUGGCAGCUGCGGAGUGAGGAUGAGCGGCGCCGUGGCGAGGAUAAUAUCGAGGCGCAUGCGUUAUUGAAUCAUCUGGGCAUGGACUUGUACAGUGAGCAGGAUAUCAGGAUCGAAUAG